Cyprinus carpio (common carp) is the source of this 2972-nucleotide messenger RNA. RefSeq names its product reticulophagy regulator 1. Gene Ontology annotation, biological process: negative regulation of neuron apoptotic process; reticulophagy. Gene Ontology annotation, cellular component: endoplasmic reticulum membrane. Lineage: Eukaryota; Metazoa; Chordata; Actinopteri; Cypriniformes; Cyprinidae. The record is from RefSeq and is a predicted model, not a curated record.
CGUCAGCAACUAAACAACAGCAGCUGGCAGUGCACGUGAGGAGCGAGGAGCGGGCUCGCGGUCGUUCGCUAUGGCUAAUCAGGGUGGAUGCGACAGCCUGCACGCUUCAGAGGUGCAGCCCGUGGGGAAAAGCGCUGGAGAGACUUCCUCCCAAUCACUCAUCUCAGGUGGAAGAGAGAUGGCGGAGAAAGAGGAAGAGCAACCUUCGGGAGUCCGACACCCUGCAGACACUUAUCCUCUGUGUCGUAUAUCAAAGCUGAUUAACUGGAAGAGACCGUUAUGGACUUCCGCUCUCUUCGCAACUACAAAUAUAGCGUUUUGGCUUGUGUCCCUUAGUCCCUGUCGGGUGUUCAGCCUCAUCUCCAUGUGUGUGGCUCUCUUAGUGAUAAUACAGCUGAUGAGAGAUGUGGCUCUUUCCAGAUCCAGAGGAGCCUCUCUAUGGAGGAGUAUGACAAGCAGCUGGGAGGUCAUUGAUUCUGUCCAGGAGGGCAAGUCUGGAGCAGGAUCACCAUUCACAGACUUCUGGACGAGCCUCAAGCUCUUCAUUGAGGAAACAUCCUCUUUUAAGCAGCAGAAUCCAGGCAAGUUCUGUCUGCUGGUGUGCAGUAUGUGUUCUUUUUUGGCAAUACUUGGACGUUACAUUCCAGGGGUUGUUAUUUCAUACAUCUUAGUGCUGGGCAUUUUUCUCUGGCCUUUGGUGUCGUCACAUGAGUUUGGGAUGUGGCUGGAACCAGUUCUGCAGAAACUGGACUUUGGAGUGGGCGAGUUUCUUCUGAAAAUAAAAGAGAAUCAUGAGAAAAGGAUACUCCAGUCUCAAGCCAAGAGAGAGAGCAUUGAAGCAGAUCUGUCUGCACUUUUUCCCACGAUGGACUCUACCAUGUGCAAAGAGUUGUCUAUAUCAGACACAGAGGUCUCUGAAAUAACAUGGACAGACAAUGGAACCUUUAACCUUUCAGAGGGACACACACCUCAGACAGAAAACUCUGAAGACUCAGACCGGCGAAGUGAUGAGGAGGUCUUCACAGGUGGACUACCAGAGUUUCCCUCCUUGGACAAUGGCUUGGGGACAAAUGGAGAUGACGAUGAAGACCUGAGCAUUGGUAUGCCCACCCUACCUGCCCAUCCCAGCAGGGUCGGGUCCACACAGUCAGACGAGGAACCAGCUGCCCAGGCUCUGGAGGUUGUGCAGAGGCUGGCUGGAGACAUGAUCACGGCAGCAGUAACCGCGGCCAUGCAGGAACGCCUGGAGGCAGUGGUAGCGCCGGCGCUGGUCCAGGCCCUGGCUGAGGAAUCAGACAGCGAGGCAGAGGACUUUGAGUUGUUGGACCAGUCAGAGCUGGAACAGCUGGAAGGCGAGUUGGGGCUGGACCGGGCGAGCCGUGCAGUAACGUCUAAACCUAGCAAACCUUCUUCAGGCUUUCUGUCCAAACUACUGGGGCACCACUGAUUUUAUUCAGAGGGGUUACGCUUCCCUCUGUGAUGGGAUGUGGGUGGGAGGAUGAAUGUCUGGUUUACAGGGAAAGGUCCAGAGUAAUGAAGGUAUUCCAUUGUUUUACUUUGCUAGUGUGAUUCAGUUGUUUUGCUAUAAAAACAGUCAUUUGUGGAAGGAGGCUAGUUGUGUAUUUCACAGGGAAGGUGAGAGUGGCUGGUUUUGGCGUAGCUCCAUCUCAGUGGGUCAUCGGAGGAAAUGGUUUUCACAAUGUUUCCUGUCAACCUCGAACCUGCCAAUGAACAGAGGGUUAUGGACCAGACUAAUGUCAUUAGUUUAGCAGUUAAAGGGCUGGUAGAUGCAGGAUACUACAUAUUUUGCUGCCAAAUAUUUCUCUUUUCAACUUCACAUAAUUACUUCUAAAAAAAAAAUAAAGCUUCAUGGCCAAAGAGUAAGGGCCUCCCACUAACUGACAAUCAGGAUAGCACUUAUAUAAGCAAACAGAAACACCUUGUAGUGAAGUAAACAUGAUAAAUAUGUAUUUUUAUUUGAAAAAUGUUCUUUUCUAAUUUUUUUUGUAUUUUUCAUGAAGGAUUUUUGAUUUUUGAAAAGCCGGUGGUUUUAGUGCAAUGAUCCUUUGCAUGGAUUAGACUUUUUUUUUUUUCCAGUUAGCACCUUUUUUAUUUUUUUAUUUUUUUUACAGUGAACCAACCAGGCACUAGAGCACAAAGGCACCAAAGUUGAACAGAUUUUGAUUUAUAUUCAUACGAAUAUUCAUCAAACAGUGCUUAAAGGGAUGGUUCACCCAAAAAUGAAUAUUUUGUCAUUAAUGGUGUUUGUUUUAGACUCCAUUGACUUUUGUGUUCCACAGAAGAAAGAAAUACAGGUUUGGAAAGACAUGAUUGAUUGAAUAAAUAAUAUUUUUUUUGGGUGAACUCUUUCUAUUUAAUGUACACAAAGAACCUUAAGAGUUAUUCUCGGGCAAAAGUAACAUAUAGAAUGUAUUUAAUCCCCAAGAAUAAUGUAGAGGAAAGACAAUUGUACUUUUAGUCAGUCUUAUAAAUCAAAAUGUCUCUUUGGGAAUCAUUAUCAGCUUUCAGUGAAAAACUAAUUGACCCAUUAUUCAUAAUUGCCUUUUCAUCAAUGUAAGUACAGAGGCACAUAUAGCCAAGACUGUUUCUGUUCACAGUGUGGUGCUUGGUGUGUAUCUAAAUUUAGUGUUUCUAACAAACUACUGAUGUAUUACAAAUUUUGUUUUAAUGUAUCAAAUGCUUUCUAUAGCACAGUGGCUGAAUAGGAAUUUCUGCCAGUCACUAUAAUGACUGAUAUCCAAAAAUGAUUCUAAUCAGUGUAAAUGUGAUCACUUUUUUAAAUUUAAAUAUAUUAUUUCUUCCUAUAUAUAUCUCCUAUUAGAUUGCUGCCACACACAUAUGAUUGCCGUAUAUGCCUGUGCAAGUUUGUCUUUCAGAGCGGAAGAAAAUAAGCAAAAUAUAGUUGGAUAUGAACAAUCUCCAGAAUCUAAUUAAAACCGUAUGAUUCAAAA